Triticum turgidum subsp. durum (durum wheat) is the source of this 1158-nucleotide messenger RNA. NCBI's taxonomy places the organism in Eukaryota, Viridiplantae, Streptophyta, Magnoliopsida, Poales, Poaceae. The record is from the annotation of a GenBank genome assembly.
AUGGAUGUCGCCGUGGCGAAGCAACUCAGGCGGAUCCGCACGCUGGGCCGCGGCGCGUCUGGCGCCGUCGUGUGGCUCGCGUCCGACGAGGCCUCGGGGAAGCUCCUGGCCGUCAAGUCCGCCGCCGCCGGUGGCGCGGCGCAGCUGGAGCGCGAGGGCAGCGUGCUCACCGGGCUCUGCUCGCCGCACAUCAUCCCCUGCCUCGGCUCCCGCGCCGCGGAGUGCGGCGAGUACCAGCUCUUCCUCGAGUUCGCGCCCGGCGGCUCGCUCGCGGAUGAGGCCGCCAGGAGCGGGGGCUGCCUCCCGGAGCCCGCCAUCCGGGCGUACGCCGGGGACGUGGCCAGGGGGCUGGAGUACCUCCAUGCGAGGUCGCUGGUCCACGGGGACGUGAAGGCACGGAACGUGGUGAUCGGCGGCGACGGCCGCGCCAGGCUCACCGACUUCGGCUGCGCGAGGGCCGUGGACUCCCUGCUCCCGAUGGGCGGCACGCCGGCGUUCAUGGCGCCGGAGGUCGCGCGCGGCGAGGAGCAGGGGCCGGCGUCCGACGUGUGGGCGCUCGGCUGCACCGUCGUCGAGAUGGCCACUGGCCGCGCGCCAUGGAGCGACAUGAACGAUCUGCUCGCGGCCGUGCACCGGAUCGGGUACACCGCCGCCGUGCCGGAGGUGCCGGGGUGGCUCUCCGCGGAGGCCAAGGACUUCUUGGACGGAUGCUUCAGGAGGCAGCCCAGCGACAGGUCCACCGGAGCGCAGCUCUUGGAUCACCCGUUCGUUGCUUCCGCCGCUGCCGCCUGCGACUACAAGGCCGCGCCGGCGAAGCAACAAUACACGUCUCCCAAGAGCACGCUGCAGGACGCACUCUGGGACUCGGACACCGACGACGAGGAGGCGGACGAAACGCCGGCCGAGAGGAUCGGGGCAUUGGCCUGCGGCAACUCGGCCUUGCCGGACUGGGACUCGGAAGAUGGCUGGAUCGAUGUGUGCCACCAGGUCCACAGAGGCGCUGACUCGCCGCCGGCCGAUGUGGGUUACGACCUCGUUUGGCCCGAAGAAUCAGACGCGGAGCGCGAGCCGUCUGCGGUUGCUGCUGACGACAGCAACGGCAUACCGCGCAAUGCAGUGGUGACCGACUCUUCCAUUUGGCAGUACAGUUACCUGUAG